Paramisgurnus dabryanus is the source of this 562-nucleotide messenger RNA. It is a transcript of the gene pold4, whose product is annotated as DNA polymerase delta 4, accessory subunit. Gene Ontology annotation, cellular component: delta DNA polymerase complex. NCBI's taxonomy places the organism in Eukaryota, Metazoa, Chordata, Actinopteri, Cypriniformes, Cobitidae. Gene Ontology annotation, biological process: DNA synthesis involved in DNA repair; DNA-templated DNA replication. The record is from RefSeq and is a predicted model, not a curated record. Gene Ontology annotation, molecular function: DNA-directed DNA polymerase activity.
GUGGCUCCUCCCUUCCUCGUAUGUCAGCCUGUAAUGAAACAAAGCGAAAGUAAAUAACCUCACUGACGAAGACUGCUGUAAACAUCUUGUCAUCAAACUGCGUUUUGCAACAUUUAGAAAAUAUGACACCUAAGCGUGGAUUGAUCACUGACACGUACAAGGUUGUAAAGAGGGCAAGAAGAGGAUGCAAGAGAGACAAGUCUCCUUCACCCCCAAAAGCAGAACCUGAGCCCCAACAACCGAGUGAGCGAGAAAAAGAUCUAGAAGAGCUGAAGAAGUUUGAUCUGGACUGGAAAUUUGGACCAUGCACUAGCAUCACUCGACUGCAGAGAUGGGAGAGGGCAGCGCUGCAUGGACUAAAUCCUCCACAGGAGAUUAAAGACAUUCUACUGAAGGAGGAUACUGACCCAGAAUACAAACAAAGUCUCUGGCGUGACUAUCCCCUCUGAAGAACACAUGGAGAAAACAGACUUUGGAGGAAGAAAAUAUUGUGUACUGUGUGUUAUUUUGUACUUUUUAUGUUACACUACAGUUUAAUAAACAUUUUGCUAUGGAAAUGCCA